Dermacentor albipictus is the source of this 1897-nucleotide messenger RNA. RefSeq lists its product as uncharacterized. Gene Ontology annotation, molecular function: protein binding. The record is from RefSeq and is a predicted model, not a curated record. Lineage: Eukaryota; Metazoa; Arthropoda; Arachnida; Ixodida; Ixodidae.
UAAGUGGAGUAGAAUACAUAGGUGCUAAAAUAAUGAUGAUGACUAGGGUGUGAUAUGGGCUAUGGCAAUGGACUUUCGUUAAAACAUGAUGCAAUAAAACUUAACACUGACAAGAGAGUUUCAAGAGAGCCCUUGAAUGCAGGGCUGUUAGUCGUGUGCUUAAAAGUUACCUGGCCAGAUGAUUUUCAGUGUGUCCGUUUCGGCUAAAAACUCUAAGACUGUUUGCAGGUUAAAAAGAGGUUCAUCGCUAAGAAAAAAUGCAGGGUGAAGGGGUAAAUUCUCGCGAUAUGCAGCAGGGAAAUACUUUUUCCUCUCUGUUUCUAUUGCAGCGCACUCAAUAAGAGCAUGGAGGACAGUGAGAUUAUAGCCGCACUUAGCACAAGUUGGAGGAUCGCCCCCAGUCAAGAGAUGAGAUCCCGCUGAGCCUGAGCCCGACAGUGAGCGCAAAGUGACUCUCGACGCCGCCGAAGCGGGACGCCUCGCCGAAACGAUAAAGGACAUUCAGCAGGAGCUCAAGAACUCAGAUCUCGGCACUCCCAGGUCCCAUGCGAACAUCGCAUCACUGAAGCGCAAAGCUGUAUCCCUGGCCAAUUUUCUCAGCGUGCUCGAUCCGCACGCAAGCGAGGGCGAUGCAUCUAGACGCAACAGCUGUUAUGACAGUGAAGCUGACACGUGGACUAUCUGCAAGUUCGAGGGUAUCGAAGCGAUGCGGAAAUCCAACGAACUGACGCUGCCGCUGAAGGAGCCCUGCAAGCUGGCUGGCUACACGUUCACGCUCACCUGCAAGUUCGAGAAGAGCCGGGGAAAGCUAUCCAGCGUUGCCUUCCUGUUCUGCCUCUGCGCUGGAGACAGGGACGACUUCCUGGAGUGGCCGUUCGCCAAGAAGGUGAAACUCAGCAUCAACCAUACUACGGUGGAAGGCAGAGAUGUCCCGGUCACAUUGAAGAUUUGCCAAGAGAAGAAUGCCGAAAGCCUGAAGAGGCCGCAGCCAGACGUGCCGCAGAAAGGAAUACUGUCGAAGAAGAUCACGUGGAAGAACAUCGAGAAGAAGGAUCUAGUCAGAGACGACUGCCUGUUCGUGGCAGUGGAAUUCGAAUGAGCGGCAGCUUACGCAUCACCCUCACUACAUCAUAUUUCAUCUAUCGCGAUUUUGUACUCUUCCUUUCGUGCACUAAAAAAGUGCAGAGAAAGGCAAAAAUCCUAAGCUACACCUAGACGUCUCAAGACAGCAGGGUACAUUCAUCCGAUGAGUCCAAAGGCCUUACUCCCUCCCGGACACAGGCACCACCUCAGAGGUCUACCCACUGAGGACCUCAACCCUCCCUCCUCCCUAUAAUCACUGCGGUGACUAUCACAACACACCACACAACUUAUUGCAAUGCAAUCAGACACUACUCCCCUUGUCCCAGCCCUCAUUCCUCUAACCCAAUUCCUUAGGUCGAAUGGUUGACCACCGCAACCGUCCUUCACGAUUGGCGGUUCUUUGCGGACGUAAUUGGCCUACAGCUCUAAAGCAUGCUGCAAGCAACAUCCUUUACGUAAGGUUUUUUUUUCGUGCAAUAAAUCAGUUUCUCUCCCUAAAACACUGUCGCGAGUGAGAGCAAAUGAUGUUCUUUGCGCAUCCAGCGCUUUUGGGGCCAAGAACGCCAACCUCGAUGCUGAUGUCGCGUGCGCGAAGUGCUUCCAUGACGAUAAACAAAAAACUUGGGGCCAGUUUUACCCUGGUCUCUAGAGCCAUCACAUGUGUCUCAUACUGUCUUAGAAACCCACAUUUAAGCCACAGCCCACAACGCCCCAAUUCACACACACAUUCUUAAGAUCACUCUAAACGUAUCCCAAAUCUUGUUUCAUAGCAGUUAUUGAAAGGUGGUUUUGAGCACGACAAGGGCACACCACC